Molecule: messenger RNA, 1002 nt
Organism: Chanos chanos (milkfish)
Lineage: Eukaryota; Metazoa; Chordata; Actinopteri; Gonorynchiformes; Chanidae
Gene: tmem37
Product: transmembrane protein 37
Exons: 2
Coding region: 64-678 (204 amino acids)
Cellular component (GO): membrane
Molecular function (GO): calcium channel activity; voltage-gated monoatomic ion channel activity
Source: RefSeq, a predicted model, not a curated record
CUGCAGUUUGACGGCCUCUAAGAACCUUGGGAAAUCUCACAAGGGAGUUUGCAGGGGUUCACCAUGACUGCGAUAAAGAUUAGGGCCCUGGGGGGCCCUUCUCAGAGGAAAUCCGAGCCACUCUUUCUGGAGGUACUGACCCGUAGCCUGAUCAUCCUCUGCGCAGCCCUGGCCAUCAUGCUCUCGUCUGCGGCUGUGUGUGACGGGCACUGGCUUCUCUCUGGAGACCGCAUGUACGGCUUGUGGAACCUCUGUGUCCUGAGAGCCGACCGGGCCGCGGCCGCAUCCCUGAAUUGCACCACCAACUCGGUUGGGUUCGGGACGGAGGGGCUGGGGCUUGGACUGGCUUUCUGUCGCUCCGUGGUCUCUCUGGCUGUGGUGGCUGCUAUCUUUGGCCUGGAGAUGCUGCUGGUGUCGCAGGCGAGUGAGGGAAGCGGGUCCAGCCAGCGCUGGAGUCUGGGGUCAGCGCUUCUGCUUCUGGCGGCGGGUCUGGCCUCCGCGGGGGUCGUGUCCUUUGUGUUUACGCUGGGGGUACACGCCUCACCCCUGGGCUUCACACUCACAUUCUGGUGUCAGUUUGCUGCCACCUUCCUGUUCUUUCUCAAUGGCCUUGCAGCACGACACUAUCAGAACCUGAAAGCUCCACUAAUGCCCAGCGGUAACCCAGGAAAGGUCUGAGAAUCAACUCUGAAAACCCUGACAGAGCCAAAGGCUGUCAGAAGCCACAAACACUCCAAUACAAAGAAGUUCCUGAAAAUCUUGUUUGGUACUGAAAACUAUGUGUUAGUGAUUAGACAGUAAGUGAUGUUUAAACAUUUAUAUAAAUAAAUAGAAGUGUUGGCUCUUUAGCUCUAAUGAUAUUUACGGUAAUAAAUAGACACUGAAGAACAUUUACUCUUUUUGUUUGGACAAAAUAUGCUCUAAGGUACCAGUAUCUUGUUCUUAAGUUAGAAAGGUUUGUUCCAGUGCUCUCCAGAAAUAAAACUUUCCCUUGUGUUUUCA